AUGGCAGUGCUGGCGUCCCACCCUUUGGACCCUCUCACUCCUCUGGAGAUCUCUCAAACCGCGAAGCAUGUCCGAGCAGCGUUCCCAGAUGGCGAAGCAUAUUUUCGGGUGAUAACCCUUGCGGAACCGGCCAAGGCUGAAAUGAUGGCUUUCUUGGAGCACGAGCACGGCAAGGGUGUCGUCUCCUCGGGGCCAUCGUCACAGAGGCCCGCUCGCCUCGCCACGGUUCAGGUCUUCUUGGGUCAACCGCGGGACAGUGCGCACUUUUAUGAACUCAAGGUCAAUGUGGAAACGGGAGAGGUCGUGCACAAGGAACAGUUGGUCGGGCGGCAUCCCCACGUCGACGCCAACGACAUGCAGAAGACCGAGGCCGCCUGUCUGGGGGACAGCAGGGUGCAGGCCGCGAUCAAGGAAAUGCAACUUCCCGAGGGGGCCGUGGUCAAGAUUGAACCUUGGACGUAUGCGACAGAUGGGAUGAACGAUAUGAGCCAAAAGAUUACCAUGUGCUACUUCUACAUGAAACUGAUCAGCCACCCGGAUGCCAACCAUUAUGCGUACCCCCUGGAUCUGUGUGUGGAAAUGUCCGGCGACGCGCGGGUCUUGAAGAUCUACCAUCUCCCCAAUGGCACGUCCAACGACAUCAGCAUGACCGCGAAACCAUACGACCGGAGGAAGAUCUUCGACGCGGACAUCGAGUAUCACCCCGACCUGGUCCCGGAACACCGCACGUCCACCAAGCCGUACCACGUCCUGCAACCGGAGGGUCCCUCAUUCACCACCGAGGGCAACCUCAUCCGCUGGGAAAAGUGGCGUUUGCGCGUCGGGUUCAACUACAGGGAAGGACUCACUCUGCACGACGUCCGGUAUGACGGUCACUCACUGUUCUAUCGCCUCUCGCUCUCCGAGAUGUUUGUUCCCUACGGCGACCCGCGAAUGCCGUAUGCCCGUAAAGCCGCCUUUGAUCUGGGCAAUGACGGCGCCGGCUGCAACGCCAACAACCUGCAGCUGGGGUGCGACUGUCUAGGCCACAUCAAGUACUUCGACGGCUGGCACGCCACCAGCUCGGGAGAUCCAAUCAAGCUCCCCAACGCGGUGUGCUGUCAUGAAAUCGACGACGGGAUUCUGUGGAAACACACCAACUUCCGCACCGGCAACGCCGUGGUCACCCGCUCGCGGGUCUUGGUGUUGCAGACCAUCAUCACCGUGAGUAACUACGAGUACAUCUUCGCCUUCUACUUCGGCCAGGAUGCGUCGCUGCACUAUGAAGUGCGGGCGACAGGGAUUGUGUCGACCGUGCCGAUCAACGUGGGGGACAAGGUGCCAUUCGGCACGACAGUUGCCCCGGGCGUCAUGGCACCGUAUCAUCAGCACCUGUUCUGUCUGCGGAUCGACCCUGCCGUGGCGGGGUGGAAGAAUUCUCUGAUCGUCGAGGAGUCACACGCCAUGCCACUGGAGAGCCAGGACCCCAGCGCCCACAACCCGUUCGGCAUUGGAUACACGACCAGAGCCGAGACGGUGAAGAAAGAAUGUGGACUAGAUCUCGACCACACGGUCAACCGCGUUUUCAAGAUGGUCAACGAGGGCGUGACGAACCCCGUUACCGACGGCCCCGUCGGUUAUAAACUCGUCCCAUGCUAUAGCCAACUCGUCCUCGCGCACCCAUCGUCGUACCACGCGAAGAGAUCCGAGUUCGGCGCGCACGCGGUCUGGGUGACGAGAUAUCACGACGGAGAGCUGUUCGCGGCGGGCGACCACACCAUGCAGUCCCUCGGCGGCGAAGGGAUUGCCAGCUGGAUCGCGAAGCGGCAAGGGCAGCAAGAGGUGUCAGCGGCGGACAAUGCUGCCUCUGACGUCAAAAACCAAGACAUUGUCGUUUGGCACACCUUUGGAUCAACUCACAACCCGCGGGUCGAGGACUGGCCGGUGAUGCCGUGCGAGAAGAUGGUAGUGGGACUGAAGCCGGUGAAUUUCUUCACCCGGAAUCCCGCCAUGGAUGUCGCGCCGUCGACGCAGGAACGAAAUCGCAGUGUGUUGGUGGACGGGGCCACUGAGGUGGUAGUGAACGGGCAUUGUUCUCGGUAG
Molecule: messenger RNA, 2082 nt
Organism: Fonsecaea erecta
Lineage: Eukaryota; Fungi; Ascomycota; Eurotiomycetes; Chaetothyriales; Herpotrichiellaceae
Exons: 3
Coding region: 1-2082 (693 amino acids)
Biological process (GO): amine metabolic process
Molecular function (GO): copper ion binding; primary methylamine oxidase activity; quinone binding
Source: RefSeq, a predicted model, not a curated record